Messenger RNA from Diachasma alloeum, 2347 nucleotides. RefSeq lists its product as uncharacterized. Lineage: Eukaryota; Metazoa; Arthropoda; Insecta; Hymenoptera; Braconidae. The record is from RefSeq and is a predicted model, not a curated record. The coding region runs from base 291 to 2111 and encodes 606 amino acids. The transcript has 11 exons.
GAACCCGUCCCGCAAUAUUCGCGCAAGCGUGUACGCGAGGAAGUGACCGUCUCGAUCUCCCCACGUCUUGAGAGGCUGCUCGACACGAGAAGAAGAGUACCGCCAGUGGACGAGGCCAGUGCUGGCCAGACACUCUCGCGGCACAACUCGCUGUCCGCGAUAAUUGCGUUCUAAUAUUUUUUCGGAUUUUGUGAAGUCUAUUUCUCAGUGGAACGUCUUGGAUUAUUUACACUUGAAUUUCGAUUUUUCGAUUUUUGCUUUCAGCAUUGGUGAGGAAAAAAUUGUAGGCAAUGCCAUCGACAAGGGAGAGCUCACAUGUGAGCAGAAAAUACGUGAGUCAUGGUGGUGCUAUAUCUGGACAGGGCCACUCGGCAAACUCGGCCAGCAGCCUCGAGAACAACUUGGACGCCCUCCUGGAAGAUCUCCAAACAAGUGUUUCAAGGAGUACAACCCCCAGCGGUAGACGCCCGAUUUCCCCCCAAUACGAAUACAGAUCGGCGGCAAACCCGGUGAGAACAGUCACCGAAGUCAGAUCGACCUCACCAAUACGCACAACAACAACGACAACAGAAAAAUACGUGAGUGCAGCCCCAGUAGGUCUGGGCAGUGGUAUUCCCGGUCUCGAGUCACUUGACGCUGAACUACGAAACGUCCAGCCAGGACAGAGCAAAACCGUAGCCUACAAGCAAGUUUCCUAUCAGUAUAGCAAGAAUCAAGAUGGAAAACCAAUUGAUUCAUUCGCAACAACGGAAAACGCAUUAUCCACGAAUACUGUGCCAUUAUCUGACGACAUACAUGAGAGAAGUUACGAAGAGAUUAUAAGGAGACGGAGGAGUCCGGAGAGGAGUACCAAAACUUCUACAGUGAAUAGAGAACUAGUUUACGGCGACACCUACUCCUCCUCCCGCGCGAAGCAGCCAUCGCCCCUGGGGAAUAAUCAAUCGAAAGAAGUGAAAAUAAUCCGGGAAACAUCCGCUUACCCCUCGGAGUCAAAGACGAUCUCCUCGAACUACCACACGAGAGACCGUACCGAGGAGUUCGGAGUGGAGCGCGUCCCGGUGCCCGAGCACUUGGCUCCCGGGCCGAACACAAAGGUGACGACCACGAUAAAGACCUACACUUACGAGCUGCCCGGUGCCCCCGAGACGUAUGUCCCACCAGGAGGUACGGGGCUCGACCAAACGGUCUCCUACAAGAUCGAUAAAACGUUGGAGAGAUCGGCGAGUCCGAUCAGGUACACGAGCACUCCCGAAGUGAGUCAGAAGUCCUCAGUUCUGCACAAAGAGUCCAAGUUCUAUCACGAGGAUCUUCAUGGCUCCCCGACGUACGGGAAACCCCUGACGCCGUCUCCCGUGAAUUAUGAGACGACCACUACGAAGAAGGAGAACUUCUACAUCAGGGAUGAGAGAUACGAGAACGGGUACUUGCCGGCGGAUAGGGUUGAUCAUCCGGGUUACCCCAGCCACCCUCCCUACACUGAGACAACAACGACAACAGUCAUUGACAGAGUUGAAGAGCUUUAUCCCGACAAACCCGGCUCACCUCACGGCUACUACACUUCCCCGCCCCCACCAACUGGAGGCUCCAGUGUAUACAAAUAUUCGAAGGAGACCCAUAAUCUGCACGACCGUGAGGUACUCCUGCCGAAACCAUUCCCCACGGGCACGCAAUUGUACCCCGUCAAUGGAAAAGGGCCGAGUAAUGGGGAGGGGCCACCGAAGAGAGUGGAUGACCUCAUGGCUUCCUUUUCCGAUUCCGAGCGGGAGGUGCUGGUUGACAUUCAGAGGGAAGACAGAAUUCAGAAGAAGAAUAGGGUCAAGGAUGGCGAUGCGCCGAAGAAGGAAGUGGAGUUUGCGAAACAUUCGCCUCCAGUAGUACAAAGCAAGAACGUUGCAGGCCCACCGGUUUAUUAUCCCCCUGGGACGAAGGAGUUCAGGAUGAAGGAGGAGAGUUCUAUGGCGAUGAAGGAGGGAGGGGGCCAGUGGGAACGCGGCAAGGGAAUGUACGAGUACGAGAAAGGCUCCAAGAGCAAGCAGAAGCAAAGCAGUGGCAAGGCUGUGGUACCGGUUUGCCUCCCCCUAUGCUGUGCCAUGCCCUGCACCAUAAUGUAACCGAAAACUAACCCUAGAAAUUGCCACAAAAGUGUACAUUUCUGUUGCUCGAACGAUUUAUCAAAAGACCUUACAAUUUUCUUCUGUAUGACUGACUCAAAACUGACAUUAAAUCGCCCGUUUUCUAAUCAAAAACCAUUUAUCGAAUAAUGUUGAAUAGUUUAAUCAAAGCUGGAGGAUUUGUAUGACACAUAUGCAUUCAUUGAAAUAAACAUGCCGAUUAAAUUAUUCCCUAA